Messenger RNA from Eremomyces bilateralis CBS 781.70, 3830 nucleotides. Its product is annotated as WD40 repeat-like protein. Gene Ontology annotation, biological process: protein deubiquitination; double-strand break repair via homologous recombination. NCBI's taxonomy places the organism in Eukaryota, Fungi, Ascomycota, Dothideomycetes, Eremomycetales, Eremomycetaceae. Gene Ontology annotation, molecular function: ubiquitin binding. The record is from RefSeq and is a predicted model, not a curated record. The transcript is spliced from 7 exons. The coding region runs from base 455 to 3745 and encodes 1096 amino acids.
CGCAACUCAAGGACCUUCCUAGCGCAGGAUGGCGUCGCCUGUCGGUUCGGGUAAUAGAACCAACGCAAUAUUCCCAUUAGACUGUCCCGUAUUCCAACGGGUCCUAAAGAGCUUCGGCCAUCUCGACUUAUGGACAGCUAGUACUCUCACUCCUCACCUCGUAACUGCUGUGCCGUUUCUUUCAAUUUCAUUCCCGGGUUCACCAAGUUGAAUGUGCUUAUUGGGAAUCAUUUACUUCCGGUUCUUAUAUAAAGUUGAAGCAUCGUCAAUAUGAGCCUGUCUUUGUAACCAUCUUUGUACUCCGUAUAUCGGUGCUGCGUACCUAUUCUGUACUUAUACCUUCCUCUUAGACGACUUCCACUAUCCGGGGACAUCUCUAUCCUGAUAGGUAUCCGUUCUCCACUGUGCUCCGCGGCCUCAUUCGAAUGCGCAUAUACUCCUCCAAACCUAUGGUAUGGUGCGCAAACAGCGAAAGCGAAUUUGCUAUGUGUUGCCGCUCGCAAAAUCCGCGGGCGGACAUCGACUCGGCGUCAAUGGCCUGGCUGUAGAUCCCAUUAAUUCCAUCCUAUACUCAGGCGGGCGAGAUGGCGCAAUAUGCGCAUGGGAUCUCCACGUCCCUCUUGCAGACGAUGAUUUCUCCAACCUAGCUUCCUCCCCUCCUCCGUCGCAUCCGGCCUCACUUCCGUCCCAGAGCUCCUCCCCGUCCGCGCUCUCGCCUUCUCCGUCGACUCUCCGGCAGCAGGUCCAGGCCCAUACGCACUGGAUCAACGACAUCGUCCUCGCCAACCAACACCAAGCCCUCGUUUCGGCCUCGUCUGACAUUACCGUCAAGCUGUGGCGCCCCUUCGCCGCUGACUCCGGCCCGCCGACCACAAUUGGAUUGCAUAGCGACUACGUGAAAUGCGUCGCUUGCCCCAGUCAGACAUCCAGCUGGGUCGCCUCGGGCGGAUUGGACCGCAAGAUUUGCCUCUGGGAUCUCGCCGGAAACGGGCAGACGCUGUCCAUCGACUGCACCGGGGACGACUCCGGCAAAGUCGGGCAAGGGCAAGCGACGAAAGGUUCCGUUUACGCGCUUGGGGUCACGCCGGGUUUGAUAGCCAGCGGUGGCCCGGAGAGCGUGGUGAGGGUGUGGGAUCCGCGGAGCGGGAAGCGGGUGACCAAAUUCGUGGGGCACACGGAUAAUAUUCGAGCGAUUUUGGUGGCGAGAGAUGGGGAGACCAUACUGACGGCGUCGAGCGAUCAAACGAUCAAAGUAUGGGAUGUCGCAGCGGGGAGGUGCGGAUAUACAUUAACAAUGCACAAUGAUAGCGUCUGGUCGUUGUUCUCCGAUGACCCGAGGCUAUCGGUCUUUUACUCCAGCGAUCGAGGAGGCAUGGUCGCGAAGACAGAUACGAGAGGGUGUGCGGAAGUCAACGAGGGCAUGUGUGUCGCUGUUGCCCAAGAGCAUGACGGGGUGAAUAAGAUCGUCAAGGCGGGGAAGUAUAUCUGGACCGCGACGUCAAAUUCCAGUAUCAAUCGCUGGACUGACGUCGAUCUCACGGAUGUCGAAAUACAGCCUCCGGAUUCUUAUCGGAUGCAUCGGUCAAGCGUUGUUACCACAAAGUCCAGACAGACUGUGCACCCAGCAUCCACCAGCCCACCACCGUCUAGCGGGGUCGGGCAGAACAUGAUUCCGUUCAAGAGUGUUCUGAGACUCUCGAAUGUAGCCUCGUUUUUGCUCUACCCGAAUCGGGACAUGGAAGCCUCGACACUGCAUUCCACCGCUAGCGCACGAAAGCCGUCGGGGGCACUGGACGCUUUGGAUAGUGUAGUGGUUCCAUUGCGGCAACUACCGGACCAUUCUAUUGAGGGCCAGAACGGCUUGAUUAAACAUGUCAUGCUGAACGACAGGAGACGAGUAUUGACCUUGGAUACCGCUGGAGAAGUCAUACUUUGGGAUUUGAUUACGUGCCAGGCUGUCAAGUCGUUUGGAAAGAAGGCAAUGGAUGAUGUCCUCCAUGAUAUCAAUCCAGUGGAGGCGGUUGCACACUGGUGUGCUGUCGACACGAGAACCGGCAGUCUGACCUGCGUACUGGAUGAGAAUCAUUGUUUCGACGCUGAGAUGUACGCCGAUGAAGUCGAGCUAGAUGAGGGGAUUGAAUUUCGUGAAGACCAGCGGAUCAAUCUAGGGAAAUGGGUCUUGAGAUACCUAUUCGCUGACCUGAUCAAUGAGGAGAUCCGUCGAGAUGAAGAGGCUCGGCAGCAUAUUCUCGACCAGAGAGACCAGAACUUUCAGAGAGGAAAUACCCCAGGAACCAUCCAAAUCCCGCAAACCAAGAUCACGACUUGGAAUGAUGCUGCAGCUGGCCCAGCUUCCGUAUCCACGCUCCGGGCAAACAAUGGUAUGCGCUUCCCAGCAUCUACUCCCGGUCUUGCGAUCGGCAUCGCCUCUCCGGGUGGAUUCGCGACACCUGGCGCGAACCCAACCACGCCCGGCGUACCGAUUCCCGAAGCUGAAAAUGAACUUGACAAGCCCAACGACUACUUCUCCGCCACCACCUCUAUUGCCCAAUCUCCACCCGCCGUGAGCAACGGCGGUAAACCUCCCGCGACGCCGAGCGAACCCACAACCGACGAGACCUCAACACCCUCCGAACAUGAAAAGGACUCCGCAAACAACCCUUCGAAAGACGCUAAAGAAUCUAACCUCUUCAGCAAGAAAAUGCGCAUGCCGAAAAUGUCCAUGACCUUUGCGGGGAUGAAGAAACUUGGGCGCUCGGCCUCGACCGCUGCCGCCGAUGCUACUAGCCCUGCCAACAUUGCCAAAGGCGGAGCUGGAGGCGCUCCAUCUAGUACUGACGAACGGAGCGAGGACGGAGAUUCUCAUUCGAGCCGAGUGGAUGGUCGUGCGAUCGAGGACAAUUUCCUGGGCACGGUGCAGAAGAUCCGGUCGGGGUAUGAGGAGCAGCUGGCGUCACUGCGGACGGGGCCGCCGGCGAGGCGGACGGAAGAAGGCUCGGAUCAGGCGAUAACAGGCGCGGACCCAGGGGCGGGGCCGGGAGAAGGUGGAGCGGAGCACAGCGGGGCGGUGGCAGCAUCGCUCCCUCAUGCCCAAGAAAUUCACGGCACUGCAUCCGGGAAUGCAGAGGCGCUGACAAGUGCAAUUACACCGAGCUUGCCGAACGAUACGCCGGUGUUGAAGCCACCGUUGAAUACGCUGAUUUUGAUUCAAGAGGAUAGAGGGGAUAGUGGUGGGGUGGCAGAUUUGUUUGAAGGGGAGGUAGGGAAUUUGGGGAAGCAGGCCGAUACCAUUGAGAAGGUGGCGCCGCUAUGGUUGGCGGAGGUACUGUUACGGAACCAAAUGCCAUUGAAAGACAUCGUCAAGGUGUCAUUCAUACUCGAACCGUAUCAGAACCUGCUGCCGAGCAUUGCGAGCGAUGGGAAUAACCGCCUGAACGCCAACCGCAUGCUCCGAGCUCGGAAAAUCCUCGCAUACGUUGCUGAGCGUAUCGAAGCGCCCUCUUCCAAUCCUGAAUCCAGUUCAGCGAUGAAGCCGGAGGAGUAUCUCGACCUCUUUUGCCAGAAUCAGUUCAUUCCCCCAACCAUGACCUUAGCCACAAUCCGCGCACAUGUCUGGCGUGGUGGCGGCGAUGUGGUACUCUACUAUCGUGCGAACGGGAAAAAGGAAAUCAAGAUCCCAAAGCCGCCGAAACCGGUUACCCCGGAACCCCCAGAGAUUCCAAUACCGGCUGUGUUUGUGAGAUAGGGUUGGCAGUGAGAAGCAGUGAUCGUGUUGAAACUUACGUAUAUACCAUCUGACGGAAUUAUAUCAUCUGCAUAUACCAUCAUAC